Molecule: messenger RNA, 2078 nt
Organism: Cuculus canorus (common cuckoo)
Lineage: Eukaryota; Metazoa; Chordata; Aves; Cuculiformes; Cuculidae
Gene: MFSD12
Product: major facilitator superfamily domain containing 12
Exons: 9
Coding region: 53-1546 (497 amino acids)
Biological process (GO): carbohydrate transport
Cellular component (GO): membrane
Molecular function (GO): symporter activity
Source: RefSeq, a predicted model, not a curated record
UCCCCGCCCCACCCGGCGGCCGGCGCUGUGCUGCGGGUCGCUGCGGGCCGGGAUGUCGGAACGGCGGGGCGCGGGGGGGGCCGGGCCGGCGGAGCUGCCGCUGCGGGCUCGGUUGAGCUUCGCGGCCGGGCAUUUCCUGAACGACCUGUGCGCCUCGCUGUGGUUCACGUACCUGCUGCUCUACCUGCAUGCCGUGCUGGGCUACGGGCACCGGCUGGCCGGGGCGCUGCUGCUGGCGGGGCAGGCAGCCGACGGGCUCUGCACGCCCCUGCUCGGCUACGAGACCGACCGCUCCGCCGGCUGCGGGCGCUAUGGGCGCAGGAAGUCCUGGCACCUGGCCGGCACCACCUGUGUCCUCAUAUCCUUCCCUUUCAUCUUCAACCCCUGCCUGGGCUGCAAGGAGAACACACCACAGUGGGCAGCCUUUGUCUACUACCUCCCUUUCAUCCUCAUCUUCCAGUUUGGCUGGGCAGCCACACAGAUCUCUCACCUAUCCCUCAUCCCUGAGCUGGUGUCUAGUGACCAUGAGAAGGUGGAGCUCACAGCUUUCAGGUACGCCUUUACCGUCAUGGCAAAUAUCACUGUUUAUGGCCUGGCCUGGCUCCUGCUGAACUUCCAGGUGGACCAGCCUGACCGCACAGAGCACCUAGGUGUCCAGGAUGUCCCUAUAUUUCGGGAUCUGUCCCUCAUUGUGGUGGGGGUCGGGGCUGUGUUCUCCCUCAUCUUCCACCUGGGCACCAAGGAGAAGCCAUAUGCAGGCUCACUGCCUCAGCCGGAGGAGAACAUGUCCCUGCUGCAGAAGGAGCCUACAAGCCCCGCACACCCCCUGCUGAUCUGGAAGGACUGGCUGCUGGAGCCUGCCUUCUACCAGGUUGCGGUGCUUUACAUGUCUACCCGGCUCAUUGUCAACCUGUCCCAGACCUACAUCGCCAUGUACCUGACCAACUCGCUACUGCUGCCCAAGAAAUACAUCGCCACCAUCCCACUGGUGAUGUACGUCAGUGGCUUCCUCUCCUCCUUCCUCAUGAAGCCUGCGAAUAAGUGGAUAGGUCGAAAUCUGACCUACUCCGUGGGCAUCCUGGUGGUCUUGGCCUUUGCCUCCUGGGUGACCCUGGCCAGGGAGAUGGGAGCAGAGAUCUACGGGGCGGCUGUGCUGCUUGGGGCUGGCUCUGCCACUAUCCUGGUCACCUCCCUCUCCAUGACAGCAGACCUCAUCGGCACCAACACGCACAGUAGUGCGUUCGUCUAUGGCGCUAUGAGCUUCACAGACAAGAUGGCCAACGGCCUGGCUGUGAUGGUGAUCCAGAACCUGCACCCGUGCCCAUUCCAUCUGCCUGCAGGGGAUGAGCGGAGUCGAGACUUCAUACGGCGCGACGGAGAGUGUAGAGGGGGAGAGGGGGAGCGGCACCGUCAACUGAGCAGGGCCCAUGUCCUCAGCUGCUGCCGCACUCUGCCAGAGGGUCCCCUGGCACAGGGGUGUGGCCCUGCCCUGUCCCCCACAUUGGACUGGAGUCCCUGCACCCUGUGCCUGCCUGGGGAUGCAUGAAGGCAUCGCCUGUGCUUGUACCAGUUUAACACUAGAAGCCCUCGGGCUGGGCUGGGGUCGGGCCAGGUGCCCGGCCUUGGUUUUAAUGCGCUUUGUAAGGUCAGUAUGUACAGAAGCACUUUUAACGGAGGAGAAGGAGCAGAGAAAAGGAAAAAAAAACCAAACAACAAAGCACUUCUCAGCAUGGGUCAAAAUUAAUGGAGUUCAAUCCAGCUGGAGGCCGGUCACAAGUGGUGUCCCCAGAGCUCAAUGCUGGGUCUCGUCCUGUUCAAUGUCUUUAUCAGUGACCUGGAUGAGGGGAUUGAGUGUACCUUUAGCAAGUUUGUGGAUGACACUAUACUGGGAGGAAGUGUCAAUCUGCUGGAGGAUAGGGAGGCUCUACAGAGAUCUGAACAGGCUGGACCAAUGGGCUGAGGCCAAUGGGAUGAGGAUUAACAAGGCCAAGUGCAGAGUCCUGAACUUGGACACAAAAACCUCAUGCAGCUCCAGACUUGGGGAAGAGAGCCCGGUGGAAAAGGACCUGGGGGUGUUG